AUGGCAACUGCUACUUUGGGUUCAUCGACUCUAAUCCAAUCGCAGAUUAAUGGUUUUAUAAAGCCGUCUAUCUCCCAGUGUAACACGCUCUCUUGCACAAGGAGAGCCAUUAGAACAGUCGUGAAGGCUAGUUCUCGAGUUGAUAGAUUCUCAAAGAGUGAUAUAAUUGUUUCUCCAUCGAUUCUGUCUGCAAACUUCUCAAAGUUAGGAGAGCAGGUCAAAGCCGUUGAGGUGGCAGGUUGUGAUUGGAUCCAUGUUGAUGUAAUGGAUGGCCGAUUUGUUCCAAACAUAACAAUCGGACCUCUUGUUGUUGAUGCAUUGCGCCCAGUUACAGACCUCCCAUUAGAUGUUCAUUUGAUGAUUGUGGAACCUGAACAACGAGUCCCCGACUUUAUAAAAGCUGGUGCAGACAUAGUCAGUGUCCACUGUGAACAAUCUUCCACCAUCCAUUUACAUCGCACUAUUAAUCAAAUUAAAAGUCUUGGAGCAAAAGCUGGAGUAGUUUUGAAUCCUGCAACACCAUUAACAACCAUAGAAUAUGUCCUAGAUGUGGUGGAUUUGGUGUUGAUUAUGUCUGUAAAUCCUGGAUUUGGUGGCCAAAGCUUUAUUGAAAGCCAAGUGAAGAAGAUAUCAGAUCUGAGACGAAUGUGUGUGGAGAAGGGUGUGAACCCAUGGAUUGAAGUAGAUGGUGGAGUGGGUCCCAACAAUGCAUACAAGGUCAUCGAGGCUGGGGCUAAUGCGUUGGUUGCUGGUUCUGCUGUUUUUGGAGCUAAAGAUUAUGCUCAAGCAAUAAAAGCAAAAAAAAGACAACAGGGAGAGGAUUCUAUACCAAAUACCACAUUGCUUCAUGAUGUUGUGAGAUUACUCGUAUAAAGAAGAUGGAUAUUGAAAAAUGGCACAAGGUGUGAAAAUGCAAAUGUGUAUAAAAAGUUCCAUUUUUGCCCUUCACUUCUACACCUUGUUUAGCUAACAUUCGAGAGGUCUGGAAAUUGUUAUCAAAUCAUGAUGUAACUGAAACAUAAUAGGGAAUGAAGAAAAAGUGGCAAUUUUAUUAUUUUUUUUUGAAAACUUGAUUGUUAUUGAAUGCAAAGAACCCUAAAGCAUAAAUUAUAUUCCUUAUAAAUUUCACCACAACUACAAACUCUCACAUUGAACAAAAGAUUCUUGUCUGGAUCCUGAAACAUGAAGACCCAAUUCCAGAAGAUCAUCAGAACACUUGAAUGCUGAUUUAUAAUCCCCAUUUUCUCUAUAACCCCUAGCAAACACACCAUAAAUCACAUCAUUUGGGAUCAAACCAAUCUUAACCAUGUCUCCAUGUAACAUCAUCACUCCAUACAUAUGUUUCAUCUUAAAAUGCCACUCUGUAAUCACUGCAUAAACAUCCAAAUCUGCCUUAAAACCAAUCUGUCUCAUGUCUCUAAAAAACUUACCAGCUUUGAAAACUUUCCCAUCAUUGCAAAGUCCUAUAAUCAAUGAUGUGUAAAGAACAUUAUUUGGGUGACAAUUCUCAUUUUCCAAGAAAAUCUUGAUUGCAUCAUUAGUUAAACCAUCUUUGCAUAAUCCAUCGAUCAAACAAGUAAGAGUGAAAACAUUAGGAGUUAAUCCUGACUCCAUCAUCUCCUUGUAGAUCUUUAAAGCCGAUUUUGUAUUGCAAUCUUUAAAAUGGCCAUCAAUCAAAGCAGUGUAAAUCACAACAUCAGGCACAAGAUCUUUGAUCAUCAUUUCUGUGUAUAAACCCAUUGCACCCUCCAUGUUCUUUACCUUACAAUAACCAUCUAUUAAUGUAGAGUAAGUAAUGAUAUUAAUCUCAACACCAUUACUCAUCAUUUCACCACACAACUCAAGAGCUUUCUCCAUGUUUCCUUUCUUUGAGUACCCAUUGAUUAAUGCAUUGUAAACUGCUGAAUUAGCAAUGACUCCCUUUUUAGUCAUUUCUUUUAACAAAAGAUUUGCUUCUUGUAAUCUACCCAUAUUGCAAUGGCCAUUUAUAAGUAUACAGUAAGUGUAAACAUCAUUUGCAAUACCCAAGGUUUCCAUUUCGGAUAACAAAUUAAGGGCUGCAGAAAGAUUUCCUUCUUUACAAUAUCCAUCAAUUAAACAAUUAUAAAUGUGUGAAUUAGGUAUCUCACCAAACUUAAUCAUUUGACUGAGACAACUUUGGGCAGAUAACAUGCUACCCACUUUGCGAAAUGUGUCAAUUAGGAUACCAAAUGUGACAAAAUUUGGGAUCAAACCAGUGAUCAAGAUCUCUUUGUAAAAGUCAAGAGCUUUACUAACAUUUGCCAUCUUACAAUGGCCAUCCAUUAGAGCAUUGUAAGUGUAUAAAUCUGGAGCCACUCCGGCUUUGUUCAUUUCUGCAAACAUGCUUUCGGCUUCUGAUAUUCUACCUUCACAACAUAGCCCACGUAUGAAAGUUGUGUAAAUGACAACAGUCAGGUUCAUACCUCUUUCAAGCAUUUCAUCAAACAGCUUCCGGGCUUUCUUGAUAUCUCCUUGGUGACAACAGGCAUCGAUUAAAAUCCCAUACGUGACAACAUUUGGUGGCAUGUCAUGAGAAGUAAUGUUUUUGUAAGCCUCCCACAUUGAAUUAUACCUCCCCAUUUUCAAAAACCCAUCUAAAAUCCUGUUGCAAACAUGAACAGCAGGCAACUCAUCUGUUUUCUUGAGCACCCAAUACGCCUCAUCCACAAAUCCAAGUUCGGUUAAAGCUAUGAUUAACACUCCAAACACUUUGGUUUUGGGUUUGCUGAGUUCGGGUUGAUCAAGGGCAUGGUAGAGCAAAGAACAUACUCUAUUAGGAGGGCAAGAUCUGUGUAGAGUUUCGAUGAGGUCUUUCAUCAAACACCUGGCCUUCAAGUAUAACCUUGCAUUGGUCAAGAAAUGAAUAGUCGCUGAAUGCAGUUUUAAAUUCUUAGUGGUAUCGAUGUUCUUGGAAGCUGAAUAAUACAACUGAAGCGCUUCACUUGCGGAUUUGGAGUUUACGAUUUUAUCUGCGAGGUUCGACUGAAAGGAUGAAAACGAGGCAGCUGAAGAGAAGACAGGAGGAUUUCUGGAGCAUGAGAAAUUGGUUUUAAUGGCGGAAAUCUUCAUCGUCGCGCAGGCAAGGUGAUUUCUUCCAUGAAUCAGAUUCAUCUGCCGUUAAUUAAUUCUUUGAUCCAAGUCUCAGCCCAAAGUUGCUCUUGCUCCUGCUAUGAAAUCACAACACUUUUAAUCAUAUACUUAGAAAAGAAUACAUUACUAAAAUACCCUCUUAUUUGAAAAUAAUUAAUGAAGUUGUAAACUAAGAAAAGGAUCGAUGGUUCUCGGAGUUUUUCAUAACCUUCUUUACUCAUUAGCCCUCACCCACCCAUGCUUCCCUCAUACGUGCCUAGCCUUAGGCCCCUGUAUAUCUGACAACUAGGUAUGACAAUUGAAAGAGUUUUGACCAUAAUCUCAUCCAAACCCUUAAGAAUCGGUAAUGAUCCAUAGACGACCCUUUUAAUAAAAGGGUUAGCGGGUAAACGAAUCAAAAACUAUGCUCCAAACUCAUAUAAUUCUUAAGAGUUUUUCAUAACCUUCUUUACUCAUUAGCCCUCACCCACCCAUGCUUCCCUCAUACGUGCCUAGCCUUAGGCCCCUGUAUAUCUGACAACUAGGUAUGACAAUUGAAAGAGUUUUGACCAUAAUCUCAUCCAAACCCUUAAGAAUCGGUAAUGAUCCAUAGACGACCCUUUUAAUAAAAGGGUUAGCGGGUAAACGAAUCAAAAACUAUGCUCCAAACUCAUAUAAUUCUUAAGAGUUUUUCAUAACCUUCUUUACUCAUUAGCCCUCACCCACCCAUGCUUCCCUCAUACGUGCCUAGCCUUAGGCCCCUGUAUAUCUGCAACUAGGUAUGACAAUAGAACGAGUUUUGACCAUAAUCUCAUCCAAACCCUUAAGAAUUAUAUGAGUUUGGAGCAUAGUUUUUGAUUUGUUUACCCGCUAACCCUUUUAUUAAAAGGGUCGUCUAUGGAUCAUUACCGAUCCACUCCGUUUAUAACCCCCCCCCCCCUCCUAUAAAUUUUAGAAUUAUAAGUUUAUAUUUCAUACUGCGUAAAGUUUAAUUUUAAUUUCAAUAGAAAGUCCAAAGGGCAAAAACUAAAGUUCAAACUGUUUUUACAUAAGACUCAAGGAGUCGACUUAUAGACUUCCAGUUUUCUACUAAGAAUUAUGAUGUCAUUUAUCAACCGGAAAAAAUUUUGUAAUUGCUAUUCUCUAUCACUACAAUCGACAGUCAAAAAUCAAUCAAAAGUUACUACAAUAGUGAUUUUUAAUUCCAAUCGAAAGUCCUCGAGUACGUAAUGUGUUUUCUAAAUCAACAUUUGUUCUAUUUAAGAAGUAUUAUUUUAAUAUUUAAGUAAAAUGUGUUUGAUAAUUCAAAAAAACAUACGGGUUACGGGGCGGGUUUGGAUAGUUAUUGAUUCGGUGGAUAAGAGUAUGAGUUAGAUUAUUCAAAACCUUAUGGGUUACAGAGCGGUUUUGGAUUGGAUUUUGAAAUUAGUUAAAAGGGUUUGGAUCAAAGUCGAUUCGCUCCAAACCCGCCCCAUUGUUAGGUCUGCCUGCAACGAAGACAAUCUGCAACUUAGGUGGCAGCUAGACCACAAUCGUACAUACCACCUCCGGUGCCACGACAAUAACGCUUCGUGCAGAGUGGCACGUGAGGGCACAAACAAUUGAGGGGUAACAUUCUCUGUCUUUCCCUACCCCUCUCUUGCUUCCUUGCUUCUCUUUCUCUUCUCAUUUUUUUUCUUCGUUGGGAGUACACCGGACACCUACAGUGGUGGUGUUGUUGGUUGAUUUGGAAGCUCACCACACCAAGGAGCGUGGGGAGUAUACCGUUCAGCCUUACACCUUGAUGUCUAACCACCAUUGUUCUUGAUUUCUGGCUGCAUCUUUCUUGAUGCCCACUGGUUGUAUUUCUUCCAUUUUGUGUUAUGAGUUAUUAUAAAAUCUCAUGCAGCUCACUAUUAUAUGCCAUACUAAACAACACCGUAACUAGUGUCCGAGUCAUUCAAACCUCACCAUAUCAUUACAUCUCUCAAACAAAGAGAAUGAAAUAAAAAUCGAACAUUAAUAUUAGUGUUAUUUUUAUGAUUCGUAUGUGACUUGUCAAUGAAUCAAUAUUAAUGUUUUUUGAUCUUAUCUAUGUCAACUUUUUUGUUUUUAUAUUGAAAUUUUUUGAUACUAAGGCGAUGGUUGGUUUUUUGUGAGGCAAAAUGUAUAUAGUUUGCGGACCACAUCUACAGACCUCUACAGUAGAAGAGGUGGACCAAAC
Messenger RNA from Lactuca virosa, 5293 nucleotides. The record is from the annotation of a GenBank genome assembly. Lineage: Eukaryota; Viridiplantae; Streptophyta; Magnoliopsida; Asterales; Asteraceae.